Molecule: messenger RNA, 657 nt
Organism: Stereum hirsutum FP-91666 SS1
Lineage: Eukaryota; Fungi; Basidiomycota; Agaricomycetes; Russulales; Stereaceae
Exons: 2
Biological process (GO): DNA damage response; fatty acid metabolic process
Cellular component (GO): mitochondrial matrix
Source: RefSeq, a predicted model, not a curated record
CGUACUGCCCCUCCCAUCCCUGGCCUCUUCUUCGAUCCUUACAUCCAACUGCCCAUCGGACUGGCCGACCAGGUCCUACACCAAUGCAAAACCACAUACUUUCAAAACCCAUCCACGAAUCAAAUUAUGCUUUUCGGACGCGCUACCGACCCCUCAUCUCCCGAUGCCUCCACCAAGCCAUCUAACUCGGGCAUGCCUCCAUUCCUCCAUUCGCUUUUUUUGCACCUCGAAGAAUUGCUCCGCCCAUCUCUCCCAUCCGACAUCCAUAAACUCCUUUUUCCACCUUCAUCGGAGCCUUCCCGUGCCCGGCAGGCGAUCAUAAACCUCUACAGGCCCGGAGAAGGUAUCACACCACACGUGGAUCUGUUGGGUAGGUUUGGUGAUGGGAUCAUCGGGGUCAGUCUCGGGAGUGGAUGCGAUGGUGAGAGGAAGCGGUGGGGUCUAUAUCUACCCGUGAGGAGUGUGUUGGUGAUGUCUGGUGAUGCGAGGUAUCGAUGGACGCAUGGCAUCGAAAAGAAAGAGGAGGAUUUCGUAGAGCGCGAAUCGGGUGUGGGCCUUGAUGAGAUUCCAAGGCGGGUGGCGGAGUAUAUCUCGAGAGGCGAAAGGCUGAGUAUCACGUUCAGAUGGUUGUUGCCGGGGGCGGAGAUUGUGGGGGGA